ACGUAAGAGGUUAUUUAAUUUAUAAUAUUGUUUUGGUCUGUAAUACAGGUUAAAAUUAUAACUUUAUAGACGAAAUAUGGAUCCAGAUUUUGAAGAAUUAUCGCAUGACACUGAAAUUAUUGCAAAAAUUAAACAGCUUCGUGAUGUAACGUUGAGAAUUGAAGACACAAUGAAACUUGCUACUCAUCCAGAAAUAUAUGAAAAACUGUCUAAUACAGAUAAAAUUCAAUAUAAUCUAUUAAUGUCUUAUUGCCUAAACAGUAUGUUCUGGAUGUAUUUACGUACAGAAGGAAUUGACCCAACAAAACAUCGAAUAAAAAUGGAAAAUGACCGUUUAAAAAAGUGUAUGACACAUGCAAAACAAAUUAAUGAUAGAAAUCUUCCUAUUCGUCGUUUAAAUAAAGAUGCAGCACAAAGAUUUAUCAGAAAUGGAUUAUGGGAAAUGAAAAAUAAAACAUGA
Habropoda laboriosa is the source of this 460-nucleotide messenger RNA. Its product is annotated as nuclear nucleic acid-binding protein C1D-like. Gene Ontology annotation, cellular component: exosome (RNase complex); nucleolus. The transcript is spliced from 2 exons. The record is from RefSeq and is a predicted model, not a curated record. Lineage: Eukaryota; Metazoa; Arthropoda; Insecta; Hymenoptera; Apidae. Bases 77 to 460 code for a protein of 127 amino acids. Gene Ontology annotation, biological process: regulation of gene expression; maturation of 5.8S rRNA. Gene Ontology annotation, molecular function: RNA binding; DNA binding.